Molecule: messenger RNA, 2784 nt
Organism: Poecile atricapillus (Black-capped chickadee)
Lineage: Eukaryota; Metazoa; Chordata; Aves; Passeriformes; Paridae
Product: heat shock factor protein 5-like
Exons: 8
Coding region: 1-1548 (515 amino acids)
Biological process (GO): regulation of DNA-templated transcription
Molecular function (GO): sequence-specific DNA binding; DNA-binding transcription factor activity
Source: RefSeq, a predicted model, not a curated record
AUGGAGGAGCUGCCGCUGCCCGCCGGAAUCAAUGCCAGCACCUUCCCCGCCAAGCUGUGGGGCCUGGUGAACAGCCCCCGCGUCCGCUCCGUGCGCUGGGACAGCCAGGCCCAGGGCUUGCUCAUCGACCGCUUCCUCUUCGAGCGGGAGCUGCUCAGCCCGGGCGGCGCCCACGGAGGGGGCGGCCAGGGGGCGGGGGCGGCCCCGGACUGCUUCAAAGCCACGCACUUUGGCAGUUUCGUGCGCCAGCUCAACUUGUACGGCUUCCAAAAGGUGCCGUCAUGGCUUGGCUCAGCUGUGCCGGGCGAUGCCGGGGCGUGGCUUCACUUUAUGAACCCAAACUUCCGCCGCGAUCGCCCCGAGCUCCUGCUCCACAUCAAACGCCGGACCAGGGCCAACAGGCAGAGACUGGCCGCGGGGCUGGAGGUGCGUAGCCGCCAGCCCAGCCGCCUCCAGCGGCCCUCCACGGACCGGUCGCUGCCUGCCUUCCCCACCGGGCAGCCGCCCAGAGCCGCUCCCUUGCGCCAGAAGCACGAUGCUGCCUCACCUGAGGAUUCAGAGCUGCCUCCAGGCCCUUCCAAGAGAAGUGCAGGUGCUCAGGAGAGUGAGGCUUCCCCAGCAGCUGCCAAGAAAGUCUGUGCCACCUCUGGACUUGUUGGGGCUUCACCAGUGGAACCAUCAAGAGAGCUCAUCCAGAGAUUUAAUCUCCGCAAGCUCACGGUUCCACUGGUUCGCCUGGACCUGAAACGCCAUCCUGAGCUCAUGGUUCACCUCACUCCAAUCCACCCUGAAGCUGCUUGCAGGGCCCUGGGACACAGCAACAGCUGCUCAUCUUCUCAGCAGCACAGCCCAGCCUGCGAGCCAUCAGCUCCUUCAUGCCAGAAGCGCAGUGCUGCCUCACCUGAGGAUUCAGAGCUACCUGCAGGCCCUUCCAGGACCAGUCCAGAUCCUCAAGGGCGUGAAGCUUCCCCAGCACGUGCCAAGAAAGUGUUUGCUCCAUCUGCACCUGGGGUUUCAUCAGGCAAGCCAGGCACACACAAAUUUCAAUUCCAGCCACAGCUCAUCACUCCAGCAUUUCCUGCGCACCAUCAAAGCACUUCUGCGGCCUCUCCAAAGAGCAGCAGCUUCACUUCUCCAGAGCAGCACUUGCCAGCCAACAUCCCAUCAGCCGCCCCGGGCACUUCAGUCCCCAGUGCUCCAGCUGGCAGUGCUGGUUAUGCAGCAUGGAGAGCCCCAAGCUGGGUAUGGAGUACUCCUGGGGAAGAGGAAUUGCCACCACUGGAUCUGGACCUUGUUCUGGAGACACUGGAGGAGAUGCUUUCACCAUCUGUGCCUGAAAGGUCUCCCUCUGCUCAGGUCAAUCCUAGUGUUGCCUGUGGCUCUUCAGGAGGGGAGGCUGUGAACAAGGCUGCAGCAGAGGGAGCUUUGCCUGCUUGCGGGAGCUGUGUGAACGUUUGCCAGGAGCCCGAGGAGCUUGAUAUCCAUCUGAUCUACCUUGCCCGAAGGGCUGCCCUGCGUGGGAAGAAGGAUCAGAGGGAGAGCCUGUGACCAUCAGGCAGGUGGCAUCCCUCUGUUUAUAGAUAUAUUUAGAGAUUUUUUAUCUUGAUUUAUUUAUUUAUUUUAUCUUGAUUUAUUUAUAUAGUUACAAGUAUAGAUUGAUAGAGUUGUAUAGUUGUAUUUAUAGGUGUAUCUAUUUCUACAUCUGUAUAGUUUGUAUAGAUAGUUAGUUAUGGAUGAGGUAGGAUUUCAUUUUUAUGUAUACAGUUCCAUUUAUAGAUUUUCAAAUUUACAUUUCUAUAUGUAGAGAGUAACAUUUAGAUGUGCACACAUUUACAUUUAUAAAUGUGCAUAGUUCUUUAGUUAGAGCUAUCUGGACGUAUAGGUCCAUAGAUUGAGGUGUAUAGGCCUAGGCUGCAUUUUUGCCUCUUUCCCCCUUGGCUGCCUUUUUCAUCUCUUGUUUUUCCCGCUGUGCCCCUUGUGUCCCCAUGUGCUGGGUCCGAGCUGGGGCCGGGCCAGGCGGAGCAGCAGUUGCAGCCCUGGCUGUCCCUGGAGCGGUGGGAGCUGCCGGUGGCCCCAGGCACUGUCCUGUGAGGAGCUGCUGAAGGACGCUGUGCUGAAGAGCUUGAGGACAUCCAGACACUGCCAGGAGGCAGCAGGGAGAAGCUGAAGGCCUGGAGCAAGAGCAGUGAGCAGGGAUGUGCUGGGGCCACGCGAGAGCCUGGAUGUCCCAUCUGCUGUCCCUGUCCAGGAGAGCUGCUCUGCAUGGGAGGAAAAUACUGCGGGAGAAGCUUUGAAGAUGGGGCGGCUGAUUUAUUCUUAUGCAGUUCUAUGGAUAUUUAGAUUGGGACUGUGACAUUUGUAUAUUUUCAAUUAGUUUUGUUUUAUAUGUCUAUAUGUAUAUAUAUUGUAUGAAAUAUGUAAUAUUUAAUCUGUAUUUGCAUAUGUAGAUUGUAAUAGAUGUAUAUAUAGAGGUAUUUAGUUCUAUUGAAACAUGUAUGAAGAGGAAUAGUUGUAUAAUUUUAUCUAUGGAAUUCUUAGUACAGAAUUACUAAUGUUAUUUAGAGGGAGACACGGAUAUUUUUGUAUUUCUAUAUGUAAGCUUGCAGGAUUCUGUAAUAAAUUAAGUUGUUAAACACCUCAUUAAUCUUUGUCUAUAGUGACUUGUAGAGGUUAGCAAUAAAUUAAGUUCUUGCUAACUGCAGUUGGUAUUUGUAUAUUUUUACGUGGCAUUGUUGAGCUAAUAUAAUAAAUGACUUUUUUUAAAAUUAAUUGAGAUUUUUAUAG